CCCAUUUCCUGGACCAAGUUCCUGAGGGAGGGCCGGUUUGAGCAAGCAUGGGAAAGUUCUCCCCACUUUUUCCGAUUACAUCGAUUCUUUUUAAAGAAGGCAAAACAUAACCCGACCGGAGCAGCAGUGUAGUCCACCACUGGAUAGAGCGGAGGUGACAUUAAAGACGCACUGUUUGCUGGGACCCGUGAGGCUGUAAGGAGACAAACCCGGCUUCUAGAGAGAGAAAGAGGAUGUCCAGAGCUGACUGGUCCUUCCUGGAGCACCUGCUGGAGGAGGGCCAGGAGUAUUCAACAGCUAUUGGCCGGGUCUGGCUUACCGUACUCUUUCUGUUUCGCAUGCUGGUACUGGGAACUGCUGCUGAGUCUGCCUGGGAUGACGAGCAAGCAGACUUUGUUUGCAAUACCAUCCAGCCUGGCUGCACUGCUGUUUGCUAUGAUAAAGCCUUCCCUAUAUCCCACUUCCGCUACUUUGUCCUCCAGGUCAUCUUCGUCUCCACGCCGACCAUCUUUUACUUUGGAUAUGUGGCUAUAAGGGCUGGGAAGGACAGGAGAAAAGAUGAUGAGAAGCAGGCUGAAGAAGGAGGUGCUGGUGGAAGAAAAAAUGGGCAAGUUCACACAGAAAGAGGCGAUAUCACAAAAAAUGAAGAGACAGAGAAAGAAAAGAGUGGCAUGAAAGGCAGAAGGCUAGAGAAAUUUUCCGAGGUGCCCAAACUGAAAGGCAGGCUGCUGGGAGCAUACGCAUUCAGCAUCUUAUUGAAAGUCCUCUUAGAGGUCGGCUUUAUUGUUGGGCUUUGGUUCCUUUACGAUGGCUUCUUCAUUGCACCAAAGUUUGAGUGUAAAAAGUACCCUUGUCCCCACACGGUGGACUGCUUUGUGUCUCGACCCACAGAAAAGACUAUUUUCACCAUCUAUACUCAGGUGAUUGCUGCCAUCUCCCUGUUACUAAACCUCAUCGAGCUCCUCCAUCUGCUCCAGCUUGCCAUCGCCUACCGCCUGGAGAAACGCCAGCAACAGGACUACCUACCUCGGCCCGAGCGGGAACCGGUGCGACAAAAGACUCCAGAACUCCAAACGCAGGCAUCACAGGCUUAUAAAGCAGGGAGCCAUAUUGAGCUCGCCGUGCAGAGUGAGGCUGCACGCUGUCCAAACCCCUGUGAGCGCUACGGGGACAUGCCCAUAGAGGUGAACUGGGGAACUGGAGAUGCUGGGAGCGACGCGCUUCCCAGUUAUGUGAACUGUAUGGGUGCUAUGAGAAAGACACAUUCCCCUAGAGUCCAUUAUAAGAAACAUGUACACCACACGGGAAAAACUACUAAGGGUGCUCAUAAGGGACACUCAAAACAAAAGCAUUAUGUAUGAUGUAGUCAGUCAGACUGAUGUUUCUAUGGGAGUGUUUUUUGGGCUUCAGAUUUUUUUUUUAUAAAUAUUUUCCUGCACACUUGACUAUCAGAAGUGCACAGUAAGAUACAGAAGAACAGCUACUGUACUGUGAACGUAAUGCCUCAGAGGCUGACAGACACUCAAACAGAGAUUUAUCAGAUAAAUGGACCUAUUCAAAAUGAAAAAUUUAAAGAGCACUCCCCAAGGCAAAGAAAAUGAGACUCCACAGUGAGAGAAGAUUAAAGUCAUAAGAUGCCUUAACGUUACAUUUAAUGGGUUUUUAGUGCUGAAUGUGAAAGUGGGCUUUGGAGAGGGUGUUGUGUGAGAGUUUACUGGAGAGCUAAAUUUAAAUAUACUCCCUGGAGAUUUGCACUGUAACUUCUUUUUGAAGCCAGUUCUCUCCCAAAGGCUCUGUCCACCCUGUGGAAUGUACUGGUCUCUGGAUCACGCUCAGGUCCCGGGAGGAUAAUGACUGCGUGGAUGCAGGCACGCAUGCAUGCAUGCACACACACAAUAUAAUUUCCCAACGAGUUUUUGCCGCUCAAGUUGAGGAUGCAGGCUUGGAGAGCAGGAGCAGAGGGAAAGGGGAAACCAAACUAUGGGACUUAUUAUCGCCAAUAACCGCAGCAUUAUAUCUACAAAGAAAACAGAGAGAAGGAAAGCACAACACACAGACAGGCAUCCAUUUGAAUGAAUGAAAACUAAACCUUUAGUCGGUUAGAGGUUGAUCUUGCGCCGCGACCGGGGCUGAAAGCGGUACAGAAAUGUACAAAUUCAAAGAAAGGAAACGAGUUGUUCUGUGAAAACUGUAUUUAAUGUUUAUUUUUGAGAUAUUGCAAAGUGAUAAUAUUUAUUAUUUUUUUGAAGAAAUAAAGUUUAAAGUAUAAUGAACAUAUGAAAAAAAAUCAAUAACUGCAUCACAGAUAUACUUUCAGAACCUUUCAGCCUGCUUUGUGUUCAUCAUGGUUUUAUUCCCUUUCUUUCCCAAACACAGGGAUGAGAUUUCUACGGGGGAAAAUCUCUCUUAAGCGACUGCUCACUUGCUGCUAUCCAAAUACUGUCUCCGCUACAGGAAAUUAAUCAUUCAAGAGGAAGAUAAUAGAAUAAAUAAUAGAAAGAGAGAGGUGUGGAGGAGAGGAUGGGUUUUACACGCUAUUAUGAGCACAACCAACUGAGGGGAGAAAACGGGGGAAAAAUGGAGGGAAAACACUUUUGACUUAAUGGCUGUUUUCAAAUAUGUAACUGUGGCUGCACAGGCAACAAGGCCAUCACUCAAAAUGCCAGUAAAAGUUCAUACGAGGAAGAAUCGCACUUUAUUCAGGCUCUAUUUAAUUUCCCCUGGAGUCCACUGCACUGAUGGCCAACGGUGUUUUUUUUUCUUUUUCUUUUUGAUGAAAGCAAUUGAUAAAAUACAGAACUCAGCACCUUCGACAAAAGGUGCUCGCCCAGCCUCUGAAAGAAUGUACUCAUACGUCUUUUUUAGAUUUGUAGCUCUGCAGCAAUACAGCAUUCAUUUCCAGCAAUUUACUGGACUGUCGAUAUGAUGAUAAGCAGUUAUCUAUGGCAGGAAAGGUGGUCGGUGGGAAAUUCAAGUGAGGUGCGUGUGUGCGUGUGUGUGUUUGAGAGGUCAAAUCUGCAACAAGCAGCUGAAGAAUCUGAC
This is a messenger RNA of Haplochromis burtoni (Burton's mouthbrooder), 3042 nucleotides long. It is a transcript of the gene gja4, whose product is annotated as gap junction protein alpha 4. The transcript has 2 exons. Lineage: Eukaryota; Metazoa; Chordata; Actinopteri; Cichliformes; Cichlidae. Gene Ontology annotation, cellular component: connexin complex. The record is from RefSeq and is a predicted model, not a curated record. Gene Ontology annotation, biological process: cell communication. Bases 234 to 1361 code for a protein of 375 amino acids.